AUGUUAUGUUCCUUUUACAAGUUAUUUUCUAAUCAUAAAACAAUCAAGAUUGUUAUCUAUAACGAAAUGAUACAACAAAUGUUUCAUUCGUUCGCAUUCAUGAUGAUAAUAUUUCCUAUUGAAUCACUUUCUAUGCUAGAAACAUUCAUUGGAUUGAAAAAAGAAAUAAACACUGAGCACAAAAGAGAUAUGCAAAAUGAAAUAUUCUUAUUUCCUAGACCUGACAUUAUUCAUCAUCACCGAGAUGACUUCUCUUUUGACAAUAUAUACAUACCCUACCUUCAUAAAUCGAUUAGUUCUUUCUACUAA
Schistosoma bovis is the source of this 309-nucleotide messenger RNA. NCBI's taxonomy places the organism in Eukaryota, Metazoa, Platyhelminthes, Trematoda, Strigeidida, Schistosomatidae. The record is from the annotation of a GenBank genome assembly.